Messenger RNA from Gossypium raimondii (Peruvian cotton), 2122 nucleotides. RefSeq names its product plastoglobule-localized metallopeptidase 48, chloroplastic. Lineage: Eukaryota; Viridiplantae; Streptophyta; Magnoliopsida; Malvales; Malvaceae. Gene Ontology annotation, biological process: CAAX-box protein processing. Gene Ontology annotation, molecular function: metalloendopeptidase activity. The record is from RefSeq and is a predicted model, not a curated record. Gene Ontology annotation, cellular component: endoplasmic reticulum membrane. The coding region runs from base 693 to 1712 and encodes 339 amino acids. The transcript is spliced from 9 exons.
AUUAUCGUAUCUCAAUGACAACUGGAAUCAUGAAUUUAAGAGCGGGUAAGUGAAUCAACAAGCAGGAGCUGGGACUGUCGAACCAAGCUUUUUUUUCCCACCUUAUGAACUAAUUUUCGUUGCUAUAAUUGAUCCAUUGUGCUUCAAGCUAUCGAAUCGAAUGGUAAUAAUUCUGGAGGAAAAUUGGAUUCUUACAGCAAGGCAAUUCAAAGUUCUAACAUAAAUAACUUGUAGAAAGCAAAAGAGCUUUCAUUCACAUCUCUAUUAAACUCUCUUUUUUUUCCCACUCUCAAUUAACUCUUUUUCUUGAUCUUCUGUAGCAUCUGGGGUUGGUGGUCGAUUAUUUGAAUGUUUCCUGCAAAGGGAAAAAGUAUUUACAUGAUGUUAAAGCUCUGAAAAAUAAAAAAUUAGGAAAAAAAAAACGACGCAGUCCGUUAAAACGACAACGUCCGGGUGCUUUAAGACAGUGAAAGUAAUUUACCGGAUUUUUCCUUGAACUUAGCCUGAAACUACGAAAAAGCUUAUAAACCAACGGCAAAACGAAGUGGCGCCAAACGGUAACCAUAAAAUUACAAAGAAAUUCAAAAAAAAAAAUCUUCGGAAAAUUACCUUAAAAGAUUUUUUUAGAAAGAAAUUCAAUCUCUUACUUAACGCAAAGCUCAUGUCAUUCGCUUGGCCUGUUUGAAAAAAUAAUGGCUUCUUUGGUUCUCUCUUCUUUCUGUUUCCCUUCUCAAAAGUCUUGUUCUUUUACGUCUUCUUCUCUCCGAUUCAGAAUCAGAGCUCCGACUGAUUCUAGGUUCGGUGGUCCUUUAUUUGUCGGAUUCGGAUCGGUCAAGAAGAGAAAUGGAAGAAUCGAGGCGUCGGUUGACUCCACAGCUCAUCCGCUUGUGUUUCGUGACCUCGACGCCGACGAUUUCCGGCACCCGCUCGAUAAACAGAAUACGUUGCUAUUGAGAGCGAUUCCAGGCCUUAACGAAAUAGGAAGAGCUAUACUCGCAGGAACCGUGACUGAGCAAAUCAUGCUUCUUGAGAAUAUAGGAACUUCAAUCCUUGUUUCGAAAGAUCAGCUUCCGGAACUUCAUAAAAUGAUGAUUGAGGCUGCGGGAAUAUUGAAUAUUGAACCUCCUGAUCUCUAUGUUCGACAAAGUCCCAUUCCGAAUGCUUAUACAUUGGCUAUAAGUGGUAAAAAACCAUUUGUUAUUAUCCAUACUAGUCUUGUGGAGCUUCUGACACGAAAAGAAUUACAGGCUGUUUUGGCUCAUGAGUUAGGUCAUCUCAAAUGCGAUCAUGGUGUAUGGCUUACUUUUGCAAAUCUUCUCACUCUUGGAUCCUAUCGUUUACCUGGACUUGGUGGCUUUAUAGCUCAGAGGUUAGAGGAACAAUUAAUCCGCUGGCUUAGGGCAGCAGAGCUAACUUGUGAUCGUGCAGCCCUUCUUGUUGCACAAGAUCCCAAGGUUGCCAUCUCUGUUUUGAUGAAAUUAACUGGUGGCUGCCCAUCAAUGGCUGAUCAGCUAAAUGUUGAUGCAUUUUUGGAGCAAGCUCACUCUUAUGAAAAGGCUUCUUCAAGCCCAAUGGGGUGGUAUAUAAGAAAUGCCCAAACACGGCAACUUUCACAUCCACUGCCUGUUCUACGAGCUCGUGAGAUUGAUGAGUGGUCAAGAAGUCGUGAAUACAGAAGUCUUCUUGAACGUGCAACACAGAUGAGCAUGUAGAAGAGGUUUAGCACUGCUCUGAACCUGGAGAAAGUCAUAGUUUAAACAGCUUUAAUAGAUAUCGGCUUUGCCUUACGAUAUAUUGCCAGGCAGUGGAGAGCACAGAAAUGGAGGCAACAUUUGUAAAAAGCAUCAAUAGCUAACAUUUGUCCAUAAAGAUGAUAGUUUAAAUUGUGGGACGAACAUAUUUGGAUUUUCUGAAACCACGAUAGAGAAAAUUCUAGGAAGUUACAGAAACAUAGGUUUGAUACUCAUAGGAACAGAACACUAUAUCCUGCUGUUCAACACGAUAAAAUCGGAUAUAGCAAUCUCUUAAUCCUGUAGUAAAAUACAAUGCUUGCUUAAUUAAUAUGUUUCAAUGGUAGUGUGCUCCGAAUCCACUGUUCCUAACAAGGAUUAGCACUAUUGAA